Malurus melanocephalus (red-backed fairy wren) is the source of this 932-nucleotide messenger RNA. RefSeq names its product nitric oxide synthase, brain-like. NCBI's taxonomy places the organism in Eukaryota, Metazoa, Chordata, Aves, Passeriformes, Maluridae. The coding region runs from base 210 to 932 and encodes 240 amino acids. The transcript has a single exon. Gene Ontology annotation, molecular function: protein binding. The record is from RefSeq and is a predicted model, not a curated record.
UUCUCCCGUUCGGAGCGCAGUGCCACCGAGCAUGCCGCAGAAAGCCCCCCUGCAGCCGAAGCCCAGGGGAGUUUUCCAGUGAGUCCGGCUCCUGMAAAGCCAGAGUUGCGCCUUCCCACCCCGGCCUUGGGAAGUGCCUCCGGCAGCGAAUUUCCCCGCGCCCGGCGGGUGUCGAGGUCCCGGAGUGCAGGAACGAGGAGGGGGCUGCCAUGGAAGAGAAUGUGUUCAGCGUGCAGCAGAUCCAGCCCAACGUCAUCUCGGUGAGGCUCUUCAAGCGCAAGGUGGGCGGCCUCGGCUUUCUGGUGAAGGAGCGCGUCAGCAAACCRCCCGUCAUCAUCUCCGACCUGAUCCGGGGCGGGGCUGCCGAGCAGAGUGGCCUCAUCCAGGCCGGGGACAUCAUUUUAGCCGUCAAUGGCAGGCCCCUGGUGGACACSAGCUAUGAGGCGGCGCUGGAGAUCCUGAGAAGCAUCGCCUCCGAGACCUACGUGGUUCUCAUCCUGCGGGGCCCCGAGGGCUUCACCACUCACCUGGAGACCACCUUUGCCGGCGACGGGACRCCCAAAACCGUCCGUGUCACCAGACCCCUGUGCCCGGCGCCCAAGGCGGUUGACUUGUCCAACCCGAGCRUUCCCGGCAAGGAGCAGCCGCUGCCGGCAGCCAUGGGCUCCCUGUGGACCAGGGAAAUCGGGAAGGAGGUGGAGCCGCUGGUCCACGUUAACGGCGUCGUUGCCGGAGGCAAAGGGCCGGACGGCGGGAAGGGCAAGGACGGGGCUUGCGGUCACUCCUGCCUCAACGGCGGCGUGGAGGACAAUGAGCUGCUCAAAGAAAUCGAGCCCGUCCUGCACCUCCUGAAGGGCGGCAGUAAGGACGGCGAUGGAGAUGCGCCCUCCAAGGUAGAGACACGGGAUAUAGAAGUCCAGGUGGACUGGUAG